Rhipicephalus sanguineus (brown dog tick) is the source of this 1178-nucleotide messenger RNA. RefSeq lists its product as uncharacterized. Lineage: Eukaryota; Metazoa; Arthropoda; Arachnida; Ixodida; Ixodidae. The record is from RefSeq and is a predicted model, not a curated record.
GAUAAUUGCCAAAGGCUACCCAGUGCAUGAUGAAGUCAAGGAAAAGGUCGCCAUGCAGCUUAUAUCCGUGGGUGACUCCGAAAAACGUGUGGAAGUGUUACGCAAGUUCAGUAAAACUGCAGCCAAGAGACAGUUGGUGAAGACAGUUAUUGCGGAGUGCCGGACCUUGAGCAAAAACACCAACAUGGCCAUGAGCCUGCUUCAAGUGGCCACAUCAAAUGUGCACAAGAGUUUUUUGCGUGCUUAUGUGGCCAGCCUGGCAUCUUGUGUGAUGGGUGACUUGAGCCCCAAUGCCUGCCUCACCAAGCACCAUCAGGGCCGGCCCUUGGUGCUGUCUCCUAUGGCAGCUGCUGCUGCCAGACCACAGCCUCUUCCAGAUACAGUCUGCAAGCAGCUGGGAAUCUCCAACACCCAGCAGCAAAUAGUGCCUACCAUGGUGCACUACCGGAGCAUACUGCUGCCUUGGUACCACGGAGAAGACCAACAUCUCCUCCUGAGUGACCCUACAUUGCCAAAACACUUCAGCUGGACUCUCGAGAGGCUUGGUCUUGUGCCAAGCUUGCACCCAAAGAAAUGACAGUUUCGUGUAGACGCUGCUGCUAUGUGCGCUAUGGUAUAAGCGUGAUGUGUCAACCAGUGAUAUUGUGUGACAGGAACUCAAUAGUACUGUUAAUUUAUUAAUUCAAUUGCCUUACGUCAAGUGUGCUUUUAGAAGAGCAGUAAAAGCAGCACGUCACCAUGAAAUUGCUUGACUACUAUAUGUUUAUAUUACCAUUGUUCUACUGUUCGUAGGGCUGUAAUCACACAGCCCGGCCGCGGCAACCACAUUUUGAUGGAGGCAGAAUGCUAGAGGCCCGUGUACUUAUGUUUAGGUGCUUGUUAAAGAAGCCGAGGUGGUCGAAAUUUCCGGAGCCCUCCAUUACGACGACCCUCAUAAUAAUAUCGUGGUUUUGGAACGCAGAACCCUCAGAAUUAUUGUUAUUAUUACUCUAAUUACACAUCCAUCAUACACGUUGAAAUCAAGAGUUCGAUGGAAACCUGUCUUGUUGAUGAAACGUGAUGAAAAUAUACCGAGCAAAUAGAAGUUUAGAAGACGGUUCAACUUCCAUAGGGAAGCCUUGUUCACAAAAGUAUCACACCACUUGAUCAGUGGAAGUUGAAAUCGAACUAUGCAACAG